Molecule: messenger RNA, 1813 nt
Organism: Drosophila ficusphila
Lineage: Eukaryota; Metazoa; Arthropoda; Insecta; Diptera; Drosophilidae
Gene: por
Product: protein-serine O-palmitoleoyltransferase porcupine
Exons: 1
Coding region: 75-1652 (525 amino acids)
Biological process (GO): Wnt protein secretion; lipid modification; canonical Wnt signaling pathway
Cellular component (GO): membrane; endoplasmic reticulum
Molecular function (GO): Wnt-protein binding; palmitoleoyltransferase activity
Source: RefSeq, a predicted model, not a curated record
AUUGCGGACCAAGUCCUCCGAUUGCCGGGUUUUUCGUUGAUUCCCCGGAUUCGAUUGGCGUUGGGCGGCCGGCAAUGGACUACCAGUACUUCGAGGAGGAGUCGGACUACAUCGAUCUGGACGAGGACGAGGACGAUGAGCUGGGGGAGGCGGCCGGUGGCUUGGACUACAGAUUCGGGAAGCCCGAGGACGAGGAGGAUUACUAUAUGGGCGGCGAGGAGGCGGAGGAGAGCGAUGACUACAGCCAUGGACUCCUCGGCCUGGCCGAGCGAUUCCGUGAGAGCCUGCUCACCUGCGUGGAGCCCUCGCUGCUGCAGGUCCUCCAAUAUGUGACGCCCAUGCUGCUCCUUUGCCUGCUGUGCCGCCACCUCUGUCUCCUCUACUCGCAGCGCAAGAGGCUCACCAGUCUGGCGCCGCUGCACCUGCUGCACUUCAUCUGCGGCCUGAUCCUGCUGCAGUUCUCCGUGGGCUAUCGACUGUUCCUGCUCCUCCUGCUGGCCGCCGUGGGCUACCUGCUGCUCCAACUUCUGCGAUUGGGUCGCCAGGGAGCCCGCAUCCUGGCCAUCCUCACCGUCGGCAGCCAGUUCCUCUACGAACUGCUCCUCUGGCGGGGACGCAGCGAUUGGCCGCAGCUGCGCGGCAUCCAGAUGGUGGUGAACAUGAAGCUCAUCUCGCUGGGAUUCGACUUGACCGCUGGCAGUGGCCAGCUGCAGGCGAGGAUCCCCGGCUCGCUGGCUUACCUGGGCUACCUAUACAGUCCGGCCACCUGUGCUCUGGGUCCCUGGGUGAGCUUCGGCAGCUACAUGGACUGUUUGGUGCCGCGCAACAGUUGGCUGGUCAGCCUGCGUCGCCUGGUGCCCAACGUCCUGCUCUGCGUCCUUGCCGUGAUCGUGUCCAAUUGUUUGGCGCCAGCGCUGAGCGACUUCUUUGGCGACAGUUCACACUUCUUGGUGAUGUACUGGGAUGCGUUGAGCGUGCGCUUUAGCCACUACUUUGUGGCCAUCAUGGCGCAGGCGCUGCUGGUGGCCGCCGAUCAAAAGCUGGACGGCUCUGUCGAGGAAUCGCCGCUGCUCGGACCGCUCGUCUCGCAGCCGUGGCUCAUCGAGUGGCCGCGAUCGAUCAGCGCGCUGGUCCGGAGUUGGAACAUUCCCAUGCACGAGUGGCUCAAGCGGUACAUCUAUGCGCCCUGCAAGGCGGACGGAUCGAGGGGUCGCAUCGUGUUGAGUGUGUUCUGCACCUACCUUGUGUCCAGCCUGCUGCAUGGCAUGGAUCUGCGCAUCUAUCUGGUGCUCAUCUCGCUGGCCGUCUUCGCCGAAGGGGAGUCCCUGCUGCGGCGGCACCUUUCCAACACUUUGGACGCCUGCAUUUCGUCGAAUCUCUGUCCAGGAAAGGAGCGAUGUCGGUACUCGAGGUGCUCGAGCAAACGUGGCUGGAGCUCCAUAUCCUAUUGGCUGGUGCGGGCGGCCAAUCUGGCCUUCACCGCAUUGGCCAUCUUCCAUCUGGCUUACUUGGGUGUCGUUCUGCUGGGCGAUGCCCUUGAAGUCGAAUCGAGUGAUGAAUCGGACAACUUCCUCUGGCACUGGCAGCAGGCGGGAUAUCUUAGCCAUUAUAUCGGCGCUGGCACCUUCGUCCUCUACUUGUUCAUCUCGUAGACAGGGAAUCAACAGGGGAUCCAGCCCCAAUACUCGCUAUGACUGAUCUACACGUAUUUAUAAUUGUAAUCUUAACCGCAUCCAUUUGUACUUUUUGUAUCUCGUAGUUUUUGUGUGUGCUGUGUGAGUACUUAACAUUAAAAAUCAUUCUGUGAAACGGA